UUGAAAACCCUACUCAAAGUUCUUUGCUCCCUCUGCAUCUAACAAAACAAACUAAUACAUACUUUUGCUUUAUUUAUUAAUCAUUCUCACUAUCCGGGAAUCUCGUGUUUCUCUUCUUGUUAUACUGUGUGAUAUAGUUGUCAAAAUUUUAAAGUGUUUGUGAUUUCCUUGGACCUACAUCUGUUUUAGUGAUUUUACAAUAGUCUUCGCGAGGCCGGAUUUCUCUUACUAUCGUUCCCUCAUCUCAUAAUAUCUAUUAUCUUCCAAUAUUUUUAAACUAAAGCUAUUUUUGCUGGACACCGAGCUUAUCUCUAAAAUAUAGAGAAUAUGUAUAGCCAAUACAGAAGAGGAGACAAACCAACAGGAGCUUAUAUGGAAAAUCGCAGACCGUAUCCUUCGUUUGACAGCGAACAAUAUAUACAUGAAACUAUUAUGUAUCUUAUUUCUAUUCUACAAGAUGUCCGUUCAAUGGAGCUUUCCAAGCUUGCCACGGAACUAUGCAAAAGAGGUAACACUAAACCUCUGAAGAAAGUCGCUUCCGGUGAUUCCGUGGAAGAGAGAGUGCUAGCAUUCAUAUGGCAACACCCUUCCCUAUUUUCCGUGAAAGAUCGGGAUAUAAGCCUUCGACCCAUGUCAGAAGAUAUUGAUGAAAAGAUAGAAUCAACAUUAGAUUCCAGGCUAACAGAAUUCCUUAUUUUCCGGUGCAACCAGUAUGGACCUUGUCAAAUUCCCAUUUCCAAGCUAAUGGGAAAUCUGCAGCAAGCUGCUUAUGACAUUAAGUCAUAUUUCCAUAAUGAUUAUGGGCGCUUUUAUAACUUUUUGCGUAAAAAAAGUUCAGUUUUUACUCUACUCGAUAACGAAACAGUGGCUUUGAAACAUGUAUUUGACCAAGCUCAAGCUCAAAGGCGACCGCUGUUAAAGUGCGACGAAUACUACCUUGAUAAUAGGGUACUAGAACGAACUAAUCUCGUAAGAAACUAUCAUGAUAGUCACCCCAUUAUUGACUACAUAUUGAACACCAAAGAUGUUGUAGCUGUAGAUUGUGAAGGGGUAAAUUUAGGUGCGCCUAAUGGAUAUAUCACUCUGAUACAAUUGGCGUUCGUUGAGGACUUGCCUCCUAAUUUCACCGAUCAGGAUGUUGCCAAUUCUAUUAGAAUAUAUCUUUUUGACGUCCAACAUGACGAACGUUUGGCAGCGUUGUCAUUAAGAAAAAUUCUGGCUGCCAAGCACAUAACCAAAAUCUUUCAAGGAUGUUCGAGCGAUGCAGGAGCGCUUUACAACCAUUAUAAAAUUGUCCUCCAUUCAGUAUUUGAUACAGUGAUUGCUCAUCGACAGCUUCAUGAAGGAACAAAGUCAGACUUGUAUUAUCUAUACGAAUUUUAUGUGGGAGAAGUAACCAACCGAAUGAAAAAGGACAUAAAGAAAAAGUACAUCAGUAAUCCUGAGUUGUGGACAACUAGACCUCUCACUGAAUUAUUGACAUACUAUGCUGCAUUUGACGUGUACGCACUUAUUAGAAUCUACUUUAAACUCAAAAGCUUAAUUGACGAGAAAACAUACGAGAGCAUAUACAAUAGUAGUAAUGGAUCAUCCUUUGGCGCUAUAAGAAGAUAUCUACCCUUUGCCGCAACAAUGUUGUAUGCUCGUGGUUGCAGUGAUGAAGAAGUUGCCGCUGAAACUGGUAUUAGUAUACCAUGCGAGGAGGAUUAUAAGUAUUAUUAUGAAUAUCCGGAGACAUCUGAAUCCAGUGAGAAAAAGGACGAUAAAAAGAAUCCAUACAAUAUAGCUUGGCCAGCUCCUGCUAUAAAGAAUCCUCACGGAGAUGGAAGUCAUAGAUCAUUCGUGGAACCCAAUCUUAAUGGAUUUGGACAUGUCCAAAACAAACAUCAUCAUCGCAAUCCAAAUCGCACCAAUUACCAACAUAACUACUACAAAAAUGAUCGGUCACAGCGGCCAACAUCUACUCGUCAACAACCUAGAAAUGACAGUCAACAAAGAUCUAAUAGAUUCCAAAAUCAGUACCAACCACGUCCAAGACAGUAUCAAAACCAGCAAAAAUGGUACUAUCAUAAUCAAAGUGCUGAAGAUGGUGGAGCCUCAAAAAUUUCGCAUAAUCAAUAUUAGAGGUUAUUUUUCUUAACCUACUUAUAGUUAUCGUAUUGACUUGAAAAAAGUGAUAUAACAUCAAGAUUACACAAUUGUGACCUUGUUUCGUCUAUUGUGUUGUAUUGAUGUAAAUUGAAAAGAAUCAUUUUUUGAUUGACAUAGCUUGGAUUUGAUAGUAACGAUGUCAACAGUGAUUAUAAUAAUAGUAAUUCUGAGUUUACAAUCAGUUUGUUUACAUGAAUCACUCGCUUCACUUGAAAACACAUAAAAGCACCCAUCUAAUUCAAUGCUGUUAACAAGAUAAACAAUGACGAAGUGUUUAAUGUAAAAAAUGAUAAAUGAUGUUUAUAAUCAAGAGAAUGUUUAUUAACAUAUCUUUCUUCAAUAAUUUAAUAAAAUACUGAUUAUGAUAAGUCAA
Tetranychus urticae (two-spotted spider mite) is the source of this 2524-nucleotide messenger RNA. Lineage: Eukaryota; Metazoa; Arthropoda; Arachnida; Trombidiformes; Tetranychidae. The record is from RefSeq and is a predicted model, not a curated record.